CUGUGCGAUGCAGGAAACUGCCUCGUGAAGUUCUCCUGUUUUCUCUCCACGGGCAGAUGAAUGACAAGUGACUCGUCCAACGGAUUCAUGCACGCCGGCAUCAUAAGUUUUUGCUUUUUUAUGUUUCUACAUCAUGUGAAGAGAGCUGAGAGAACGCUGCAGCUUUGUGCAACAGGAGCGUGAGACAAAUAUCUCAUCUUUUUUUAUUCUUACUUAAAAUAUGCGGGAUUAGAGAAGACAAUGAGAGAGGGUUUGGCGACAAAACAUCAAUGACUGACUUUUAACUCCUGAGGGAUCCGGGUCCAGGGAUGGACAUGGAAAGCUACCCAGGGGAGAUCGCCCUGGGAACCAACAUCACAAACUGCACCGUCCCACCUGCCAGCAGCCUGCAAGUGGUCCGAUUGACAGACGGGAUGGCGGCGGUGGUGGUUGUUCUCAGCCUCCUCACCCUCCUUACGGCGCUCGUCAACGCCACUGUGAUAAUCGCCAUCUGCACCACCAAGAAGCUCCACCUGCCCGCCAACUACCUCAUCUGUUCUCUGGCCGUCACUGACCUCCUGGUGGCGCUCCUCGUGAUGCCCAUCAGCAUCAUCUACAUCACCAUGGAGACAUGGUCCCUGGGUCAGGUGGUGUGUGAGUUGUGGUUGAGCGUGGACAUGACCUGCUGCACCUGCUCCAUCCUGCACCUGUGCGUCAUUGCCCUGGACCGGUACUGGGCCAUCACCAAAGCCAUCGAGUAUGCUCGCAAGAGGUCGGGCCGCCGUGCCGCCAUCAUGGUGGGAAUAGUCUGGGUCAUCUCAGUCCUCAUAUCCAUGCCACCCUUAUUCUGGAGGCAAAGGCCGAGCAGCGGCCGCCUCCAAAGGUGUUUCAUCAGGCACGAUCACCUGGGAUAUACUUUAUACUCUACUUUGGGAGCAUUUUACAUUCCCAUGAUCAUCAUUCUUAUGUUAUACUACAGGAUUUACAGCGCCGCAAAAACUCUUUACCAGAAGCGUGGCUCUUCUCGACACCUCAGCAGCCGCAGCAUGGGCAGUCAGAACUCUGUAGACCAUUGCCGUGUCUCCCACACAUUUUGUGUGUCAGACUUGUCCAACUCAGAUCCUACACUGCCUACUGAUAAACUCAACACUAAUAUCCGCAUUCCUUCCUUUGAAACAGACGUGGACGGGCAGGAUGAGAAGAACCACAUAUGUACCUCACGUGAGAGGAAAGCAGCUCGAAUCCUCGGCCUCAUCCUCGGAGCCUUCAUUAUCUGCUGGCUGCCGUUCUUUUUAAAGGAGAUCCUUGUGGGUCUGCAAAUGGUACAGCCUUCUCCAGCUAUCUCAGACUUCUUAACUUGGCUGGGUUAUGUCAACUCUCUCAUCAACCCCUUGCUCUACACCAGCUUCAAUGACGAUUUCAAGCUAGCUUUUAGAAAACUACUCAAGAGAAAAGACCAUGCAUAGGUCUGAGGUUAAAAACACCUAAAGGAAUUUAUACUUGAACUUAGCUGCAAUCUGCCUUCUGGCAAUAUGGAGUGUAUUGUUGUGCAUU
Messenger RNA from Centropristis striata (black sea bass), 1533 nucleotides. Its product is annotated as 5-hydroxytryptamine receptor 1E. Lineage: Eukaryota; Metazoa; Chordata; Actinopteri; Perciformes; Serranidae. The record is from RefSeq and is a predicted model, not a curated record. The transcript has 2 exons. Gene Ontology annotation, molecular function: G protein-coupled receptor activity. The coding region runs from base 309 to 1445 and encodes 378 amino acids. Gene Ontology annotation, biological process: adenylate cyclase-activating adrenergic receptor signaling pathway. Gene Ontology annotation, cellular component: membrane.